This is a messenger RNA of Malaclemys terrapin pileata, 1454 nucleotides long. RefSeq lists its product as uncharacterized. The record is from RefSeq and is a predicted model, not a curated record. The coding region runs from base 69 to 692 and encodes 207 amino acids. Lineage: Eukaryota; Metazoa; Chordata; Testudines; Emydidae. The transcript is spliced from 14 exons.
UGCAUACUAGCUGCAGUCUUUGGCUCUCAUCCGUUGCUGUUGCUUUUACUUCCCACAAGUUGCUAACCAUGCUGAAGAAGUUCCUGUUCACCUCGACCUUGUUAGCUUUGGUGCUGGCUUUCCCAAGAGAAAUACCAGAUAUGGUCACUUCUUACAGUGACGACACAACAGCGAGUCCUACUGUGUCCCCAGAUUUCAUCACUUCCUACAUAGUGGAAACAACAUCACAGACAAAUGAUUUCGCCAGAUUUUCUACUGAAGAGGCAACAGCAGAAACAGUUGACUUCACCACUUCUUACAUUGAGGAGACAACGGCAGAGCCAAAGGAUAUAACUACUUUUUAUACUGAAGACUCAAGCUUAGAGGCUACAGAGGACCCUGUAACCAGUGUGAGUGGAGAAUACAAGACUGGAUCUGCUGAACCUACCUCUUUUGUGACUGGAGAAGAGUUCAAGGAAUCUAGCACCAGUGGGAGUGGAGAUCUGUGGAGUGAGUACUUUGAAUCCAGCACCCUCACAAAUGAAGCCUAUUCAACUGGAACAGCCAAUGAAUCCAGGACCAUCUCCACUGACCUAUAUACGCUGGAUGGAACAUCUGAACCCAGCACCAGUUUGAAUGGAGAAUCUGUGACUGAGGGAGCACAGGGAUCUAGCAACACCCAGGAUAAUGUGGGAAGUGAAGACCAGUCCUAAUAUGAUGCACAAAUAAAUCCAGACUGAAGAGGCAUAACCCACCUUCCAGUGACAUCAGCUUUAUCACAGAAACAUUUAAGUCUUAGAACUACAUAGCAUUUAAGAUUAGUUUUGUAGGAUAUUGCUGUUAAAUUCCUAGGAGUAUUUUGUAUUCUGUGGUACUUUGAUUCCUAUUUGUGUUUUAUAAUUUAUUAACAGGGUGGAAAAAAGGCAGCUCCUGAGUUUUAGUCCCAUUCCCUUUUUGUUCCUAGGAAUAUAAAGAAGAUGAGACUUCCUGCAGGUCACAAACAGCUGUUCAACCCAAACUCCUCCAGACUUUUAGGGACUCUGAUUGCACCUUCACUCAUAGCUAUUCACAGCCUCACAUAGGCCCCAGAAUCCUCAGUGCUGAUUCCCAAGAUGUGAAAGGGAAGCUAUAGUUAUAAGAUUUUAUACAUAAACAGUUGCCUUUAACCCUUUAAAAAACUGGCUGUUCAUCUGGUGGAUGGAACCCAGGGACAGGUUAAUAGCGAAGGCUUUUGGGUGGCCACUGGGAGGCACUGUGGGGAGGAAACAUUUCUGGCAGCUGAUAGAUUGUGCUAGGACUCUCCUGACCUGCCUUUUUCCAUGUUUUACCAGGCCUGAGUUCCUAGUAUUAGGGUUACCAUACAUCCGGAUUUUCCCGGACAUGACCGGCUUUUUGGUCCUCAAAUCCCCGUCCGGGGGGAAUUGCCAAAAAGCCGAACAUGUCCGGGAAAAUAGGGAGGCUAGGCUCUCCGAAUU